This is a messenger RNA of Cyprinus carpio (common carp), 5553 nucleotides long. RefSeq names its product rho GTPase-activating protein 39-like. Gene Ontology annotation, molecular function: protein binding; GTPase activator activity. The record is from RefSeq and is a predicted model, not a curated record. Lineage: Eukaryota; Metazoa; Chordata; Actinopteri; Cypriniformes; Cyprinidae. Gene Ontology annotation, cellular component: cytoskeleton; cytoplasm. Gene Ontology annotation, biological process: signal transduction.
UACUCGAGUAUGGCCCGUGCUGCGGAGGGCGGGGGAGUAACCCGCUCCACUGUCUGCCUCAAACUCCAGCGGGACGUUCACAGCCUCGGUGCAGUCUGCGCAGUUUGUGCCAGAGGACACAUCUCACUGCUUUCACUUCCAUUAGUCCAAACAAUGUGAGGAACAUGGCUGACAGAAGGUCUGACUGGGUGGAGAUCGUGGAGCCGCGCUCGAGGGAGCGCAUGUAUGUCAACCUGCUGACCGGCGAGUGCGGAUGGGAACCGCCGCCCGGUGUCCCGGUCCGACAGUCGGACGGCAACCAGUGGUGGGAGCUUUUUGACAGCAAUAACAAUCGGUUCUACUACUACAACUGCACAAGCCAGCAGACGGUCUGGCAUAGGCCUCAAGACUGUGACGUAGUGCCUCUAGCGCAACUCCAAGCCAUGAAGAGGAGCUCUGAGGCCGAGCUGAGGGGUCAGGGGAGGGUGCAGAGAGGACCGGCGGAUGGCAAGCAGACACCCCAACCUGGACUGGGGUCUUCUCCACUGGAGCAGGAGAGUGGGAUGGAGAGGCCAUCGUCCAAGGGUAAAGAGGACAGUCUGGAGAAAAGGAACCAGGGAAAUAGGGACGCCGCUCAAAGAUGGCAGCCUGCUCCUGGAUCCAAGGCUGCUAUGUUGGUGAAAGUUAACAGCAUUGGAAGAAACCAGUCUCUGGGUCAAGCUACUGCCCACCAAUUGCUCCACCUCAACCCCACCAACAUUAGCACUUCACCCAAACCAGGUUACACAGCGGAACUUGACAGAACCGGUCUGCUCAGCAAAAUGGCCGUUCCUGGAAACUCCAAGCAGGGUUACCACCUCAAAAAGGGGGAAGCCAAUAUCUGUCUGGUUUUGCCCCCUUCUAACUCCUCCUCUUACUCUGCCCACCAGCGCUCUGGUGCAGGUACAUCUCGCCCCUCCUCUCCUCAGUAUGGAGCUACACCCUCGGCACCCAUCUACGAUGUACCUCCACCCAUGGAUCCCCCCAUUUACGAUGAACCCCCAUUGGAAAUGGAAGUAGAAGGUGCGCACCAAUUACACCGGGUUUCUUACUCCACCAGUCACAGCCUGCCGAGAGGAACCCAGCCUCCUAAACUCCUCCAGUUCCCCCAUUCCAAACACAUCUGUAGCUCCUCAUCUAGUGAGUACAGUCCAGCCGGCCGGGAAUGCAUCAAACACAUGGUGAAUGUGGAUGCAGCUGCAUCCAAGCAUCAGCCCCAGACGUCUAACACUAUCGAGGGGCCUUCAAAUACAGCCAGUCCUCAAAUCCAGCCCCAGUCUCCAGUCUCUGCCCAGAUUAAGAAGGAAGUCUCUCUGGAGAAGAAGCAAUCAUGGAGGCUGUUGGAGCCCCGCCACAGCCGUCAAAGCAGUCUGGCCUCUCAGGAUUAUCCAGGCCCUGCUGCUGUCACGUACCAGGACUCUGGCUACUCCACAGGGCCAUCCCCAAGUCUGAGAAGGAAGAACCGACGUCAUGCAGCUCUUGGCACUGGGUCGGGACGACCCGGGUCGGUGGGCAGCAGUGGGGAGUUGAAUGCAUUAAACGAGAAGCUGAUGGCGGAAAUGAGGGCAGUGGUAAGCCGUUCUAAUGCACUUCAUGGAAGCAAGGCCAGUCUGGACACUGAGAUGGGCUCAGAGGCCUCUGGAAGUACUGCCCGCUCCCUGGUCAGUUCACUGAAGAUGGGGGCAAGAGGGGGUGAAUCGAGGGAGGAUGUGACAUCAAGUAACCGAUCACUGUAUAGGGGCGGAGUUAACAACCACGGUGAUGUCGUGUUGUCGGCACUGGCGACAGAUGGGCUUGGAGGCCGGCAAAAAAGGACGUUUGAGAAAGUGGAUUCGCUGGAGAAGAGCGUAACAUCACAGACCAGCUUGUCCUCCCCAGAACCACCAAGGUCACGCUCACAGACAGGAACACUGGAAUCCAAAACUCAGCAGGACAUCUCGCCCCAGGACUGUGACCAUGAUAGAGCGGGUCGCGGAACUGCCCACCUCAGCCAUAAAAACAACAACAACGGUCCCCCUCUUUCCGUUGGCAGUGUGGGUUCUGGUUACCAGUACCCAUACACCACCCUCUGCAAACCUACACCUGAUGCCAGCAUGGAGGACUGGGCCAGCAAGAACCUUAACCAGCACACGCAGGGCCUGUUUCGCCGGCGCGUCUCCAUUGCUAAUAUGCUAUCAUGGAACCGCGGCUCCAUUAAGAAACCAAUGCUGAUCACCAACGACCGGUCUGUCAAGAAAGAAGCCUGCGAGAUGUUCAAGCUGGUUCAGGCCUACAUGGGUGACAGGCCGGCAAGGUUGGAUAAACGCCACGCAGCCCUUCAGGUGGUCACGAAGUGCUGGGGGAUGCAAGGCUUGAGGGACGAACUGUACGUGCAGCUGGUACGACAGACCACCGGAAACUUGAGUUUGAGGAGUUUGGAGGCGGGCUGGGAGAUGAUGGCCAUCAGCCUAGCGUUCUUCUCACCUUCGCCCAAGUUUAGGUGCUAUUUGGAAGGCUACAUCCAGAGACACCUUGAGCCCAGUAAUGAUAAGAAGAUACUGCAGCACAUCAUGGAGCAGCAGGACAUAAAAAACAAGAAGAAUUCAAAAUCCAGGAAGAAGAGGAGACAGAACAACGAGGAAGAAGAGGAUGAGGGUCUUCCCAUCAGCACUUAUGCAAAGUACUGCUACCGUAAGCUGCAAAAAGUGGCCAUCACUGGGGGCAAGAAGGGUCUGAAGAAGCCCACUCUGGAGGAGAUUGAUCACAGUCGGAACGCCAUCGUGACCCCGUCUCUGUUCGGCAGCGCUCUGGAGGAGAUCAUGGAGAGGCAGAGUGAGCUCUUCCCCGAGAGGAAACUGCCCUGGGCGCAGGUGCAGCUCUCUCAGUAUGUACUGGCCCUGGGUGGAGCCCAGACGGAGGGCAUCUUCAGAGUACCGGGGGAUAUUGAUGAGGUGAAUGCACUCAAGCUACAGGUGGACCAGUGGAAACUUCCAGACAACCUCUCUGAUCCCAGUGUCCCUGCGUCUCUGCUGAAGCUGUGGUACAGAGAGCUGGAGGAGCCGGUGAUUCCUCAGAGCUUCUAUAAGCAGUGCAUCAGUCACUAUGAAGAUCCAGAUGCAGCCAUCAGUGUGGUUCAGUCGCUCCCGGAGCUCAACAGACUCGUGCUCUGCUACUUCAUCAACUUCUUACAGGUCUUUGCUCAGCCGGUGAAUGUGAGUAGGACUAAGAUGGAUGUGAAUAAUUUGGCAAUGGUCAUGGCUCCAAACUGCCUGCGCUGUCAGUCUGACGAUCCUCGAAUCAUCUUUGAGAACACGCGCAAAGAGAUGUCCUUCCUCCGCAUACUCAUCGUCCACUUAGACACCAGCUUCAUCAAGGGUUUAAUCUGAGAGUGGCGGUUUAUUCGUUAUUUAGCACUCAUUUGAGUGAAUCAUUCAGGAGAUGAUGGGAAUCAGGAUGUUCUUCCUCUCAGAGAAUCAUCUUUAAGCAUCAUAAUAUUAGUUCGGACAAUGUCUCAGCUAAUCCAGCUUUGGCUCAAUGUGAAUCAUCCUGAACUUGACUCUCAUGACUCUUCUUGAAGCCAGACAUUAUUUGAACUGAAUCAGUUGACUCCAUCUGAUUCCACAACAAAACAAAUGCAUGAGGUUUGUCUUUUUGGGUUGGUUAUUUCUUCUGUCUUUAAUAUUGAUUAGCAGGGAAAUACAUCCUUUGGACAAUCAUAAUCGUAAUGCAAUAACACAUGCAAUAUGACUUGCAGCGUAUUUCCUUAAUUUAAUAUGGUAUGAGUGUUCUGAUUAUUUAAUAGCAACUGUUUGUAAGCUCAAGUAUGAGUGCGGGGAGAAUUACUGGCUUCAGUUUUGUAUGCAAGGCUGAGUGUAAGUAAGAAAAGCUGAAUUAAUAUUGCAGAGCUGUGACACAAAGACAGCUCUGAAAUACUCUGCAUGCUCAUGCAGAGCUUGAGGUCUGGUGCCUUACAUGAGAAUGAUCGCUGAUGUAUAAGAUGCAUAAGUGCCCAUGUACAUAAACACACCCUCCAUGUUUCUGACUCCAAAUGAACUGGUACCACAAGCAGUUUUCAAUCUGUCCCUCACAGUACCUUUCCCAGUCGUCCCAUUUGAAAAUAGAAAAUUACACUUCCAGAUGUGGUUUGACUACAUCAAUUGAUUAUGCAGAACUAAACUGUAGAAAACUGAACCAGGAACGAGACUGGAAACAGGAACUGUUACUCUCCCAAGAUUUCAGUUAAUCCAACAGCUCCAACAUCAGCAGAUGGCCAAGAAUGUUACAUUUCAUAUUUGCCCAGGAUGAAUAAACACUUAGGCCAAGUUUGCAAAUGCAAAAACACACCAAGACAUUCAUGCGGUCUUGUUGUACAAGUGUUUCUGUGCCACUAACAUAACAAAAAGCAAUUACAAAAGAGUAAUGACUGUUUUUUUUAAACAGUUAUUUUUCCUUAAACACCUCUCCCAUAUGUCUUUGGUCAAAUAGACAUAGCUCCGCCCCAAACUCACGCCAUUGGUUGAGCUGUUGCCAUGUCAGGCUAGUAGUCUAAAUGUUUAAACAACAUGUUUACAUUUUUCAGGGGAAUCAAUCUACAAAUGACUUGCAUAUAGUUGUGGCUGCAUUAUUUUGGGAUAUAGGUAAGUACAUAAACCUUGACGAGGAUUUUUGCAUUACUGUGGCCAUACUGAAGUUACUCAAAGUGGAGAUAUAUAUACCCUUUAUAUAACCCCCUCAUUUACUAUUUCCUAAAUUAGUCCACUGAUAUAGUCCACUUGAAGAAGUGAAUGGGUAUUUACUAGUGGUUAACCUUUAAGUGUACAUCGGUCGUACACUUGUUGUUACAGUGCAUUAUGGGAUUGAGAAUGAGAGCACUCUUAUUGUCCACUAUGGUUUUGGACACCACUGCAUGGUGGCAAAUGGCAAUCCUCUCAGAUCCUCUUGGACACAGGUUACUGCUCAGAUUCUCUUCAAACCUACCGCAAAUGACAGCUGUUUACCUGACUGAGUAAACUGACCACAGAAGAAAACAUUUAUGCUAAUGUUGGCUAUAGUGCCCCUUGUGGCAAAGCUGAGAACGCAGUCAGUGUGCAAUUGAAUGAAAGCAUUUAGAAGACUGUUACAGGCCUUCACAUCAACACUGGUAGCAUCUGAACAUGUGGAAAUCCCAGUCCAUUCUUGAUCCCUUACUCAAAACUGAACUUCCUUGAUUCAUCUCUGAUUUUCAAUCAAUCAUAUUUCCUGUUGAUAUAAUGUGGGUGGGAUCCCCCAACAGCUCUGCCUGGGCUUUUGUAUAUAGAUCGUUGUGUUUAUAAAGCUCAGUGGUGAAAGUAAGUGAGCCCCUUCCUUGUUGCACUUCCCCCCCAGUUCCUGUCCCUUCCUGUGGGACUGUAUCAUCUCUGCAGAGACUGAUACUUCUCCUGCACUCUUACUGUAAAUUACUUUGUCUUAUUUUGUUCUCUGUGUGAGGAGACAGCAGUGAAUUAUGGAUGUGUGUUUAAAUUUGCAUAGUUUCAUAAAGAACUAAAGAAAUAAAAUUUCUAAAUUUGUAUAAUUGUA